UAGAACUUCUUGAACAAAUUGAAAACAAAAAGCCCGUGAAACAAUAAGAGCAAGUAACUCACGAAAAAAUAAUCAAAUUAUUAAUAAUUUACAAUAUAUUUUAAAAAUGUUUCGUGAUGGUCAAUAUUUGGAAGUAAUUAAGGCUUCGAAUGAUUGUUUAGUUACGGCUGUUGUUACUGUUCAAGAGAAGACUAUCAAAAUUAAAGAGAAAAAGGUUUCAACUAAUAAAUGGCUUGAUCUUGAGGAUUGGGUGGCACUGUAUAAAAUUUUGGAGAAAGCAAUUUUGCGCAAUGUUCAAACAGAAGGAUCGCCUCAGAAUUUUAAGAAAUGCAAAUGUAAAAAAUCUACUCGACAAUUGGAAAUCACAUAUACAUUUGAACCAUCCGAAAGUAUAAAAGAUGUUACAUCGUUACCUACUAUUAGAGUAAAUGUUUCUCCAGCAAAGAAGAAAUUAGAAAAAUCGGAAUUACCCAAAGUAACAAUAGAGAAAAAAGAUAUUUUGAAUCAAAUAACAGAAAAGCCAGUUAGGAAGACUUCCGACCAUAUAUAUCAAAAAGAUAGCAAGAAUACUUUACUCACAAAAUCAGGAAACAAUGAUUUAGUAGCGAAAGAAUCGAUUAACACAAAAAACGAUAGAGUUAAAAGAUGUCUACCAGUUGACAAUCUGGGAAAUGAUAUCUUAGAGGAGUAUGUACCAAACGCACCUGUGACGAAAAAGUUAUGCGCGAACUUGAAUUAUAUACCAAGUAGAAAGAGUACAUUGGAACAAAUCCAAGUAUUUUCAAAUGAAUAUUCUCCUAUAGUAUCGGAUAAUAAGAGCGUAGCGGACGUAGUUCGAUAUGUACCAAAUUCCAUGGAUUCAUCAAAAGUAUCUUAUGAAACAUAUGAACCUAGUGGUACAACUAUUCUAAAACAUCCUGAAGAAUACAUUCCCAAUUCAAAGGGAAUUAAGGCAUCUAUCGAGGAAUAUUAUCCAGAUUUUACUAGUAAGACAAUGAAAUUUGAUGAUAGUUAUGUGCCGUCAAGUGUUCAACUAACUAACGAAAAUUCGAAAAAGUUAAUAGAAAGGCACAAAAAGUUACAAUCAGAAAAACACACGUUAAGAUAAAAAUAUUAACAAAGUGAAAUAUGAAUCUAUUUAUCUAAAACAUUUUUAAAACGAACAUGAAAUGCAUAAAAUAUAUGAAAAUCAGAAUAUGAUAUUUAUAAUAAAUAUAAAUAUUCUUUAAUCUUAUUAUAAUAACUUUCGAC
This is a messenger RNA of Bombus pyrosoma, 1251 nucleotides long. RefSeq lists its product as uncharacterized. The record is from RefSeq and is a predicted model, not a curated record. Bases 107 to 1108 code for a protein of 333 amino acids. The transcript has 3 exons. NCBI's taxonomy places the organism in Eukaryota, Metazoa, Arthropoda, Insecta, Hymenoptera, Apidae.